UACAACUACAUUAAAGGACUAUACAUCAUAGUUUCAACUUGUCAAUCAGUAUAGAUAUAUUAAUCAUCAACGUCCAAUAUGGUGCUUGAAGCUACUAUUAUUGCCAUUGAUAACUCAGAAUAUAUGAGAAAUGGAGAUUAUUUAACAACUAGAUUUGAUGCACAAUUAACUACCACAGAAUUUAUUUUUCAAAACAAAACCUCAUCAAACCCUGAAAAUACCGUGGGUUUAGUAGCAUAUGGUGGAAGUGGGCCUCAAGUAUUGUCUACAUUGACGAAUGAUUUUGGGAAGUUGUUAUCAGGUGUCCAUGAUACUAAAAUUUCAGGACAAAAUCACUUUUCUAGUGGGAUUCAAGUUGCUGCAUUGGCUUUAAAACAUCGUCAAAAUAAAGUUCAACAACAACGUAUCAUUGUCUUUGUGGGAAGUCCAAUUGAAGAAUCAGAAAAGGAAUUGGAAAAGUUAGCUAAGAAAAUGAAGAAGAAUAAUGUUGCCAUUGAUGUGAUAAACUUUGGUGAAGAAUCUAUAAAUACAUCCAAAUUAGAGAAAUUCAAUAGUAUUAUAAAUAAUCAUGAAAACUCCCAUCUUGUCACAGUUCCACCAGGUCCAAGAUUGUUAUAUGAAGUUAUAGCAUCAUCUCCUAUAUUAUUAGAAGAUGGAGAACUUGGUGGAGGUGACUUUGGAGAUUAUGGAGUUGGAAAUUUCGGUGCUGGUGAUGGUUUAAUUGAUGCUAGUAUGGAUCCAGAUUUAGCGUUAGCCUUAAGACUUUCAUUAGAAGAAGAAAAGCAAAGACAAGAUAGAGAAGCUGAAGCUGCUGAAAAGGCUAAAAAAGAUGCCGCAGAAUCAAGCGAAUUAGAAAAGAUUGAUGAAGCUAAAGAAGAUGAAAAUCAAAAUGAAGAAGGUAAUACUAAGGAUGUAAAUAUGGAAUAGAUAUUUGAAAUAUAAGCAUGU
Messenger RNA from Scheffersomyces coipomensis, 948 nucleotides. It is a transcript of the gene RPN10, whose product is annotated as proteasome regulatory particle base subunit. The transcript has a single exon. The record is from RefSeq and is a predicted model, not a curated record. Gene Ontology annotation, cellular component: proteasome regulatory particle, base subcomplex; nucleus; cytosol. Gene Ontology annotation, molecular function: polyubiquitin modification-dependent protein binding. NCBI's taxonomy places the organism in Eukaryota, Fungi, Ascomycota, Pichiomycetes, Serinales, Debaryomycetaceae. Gene Ontology annotation, biological process: proteasome-mediated ubiquitin-dependent protein catabolic process. The coding region runs from base 79 to 927 and encodes 282 amino acids.